ACACACUCACUUCUCACAACUAGUAACUAAGCACCGUCAUUUAUAUAAAGGACCACUCCUUGCGUACCCUUCACCACACUCUACACCUCUUUUUUUCUCCCUCUUAACACACAAACACACAUCUUAUGGUAAUGGACUACGGAAGACUGGGACCCUCUCAGCCCAUCAAUCCAAGAUCUUCCGGGAAGAAGAAAAUCGCCUUGCUGUCACUCUUUGGAGUCAUACUCAUAGCAGCAUCGGCGGUUACGGCCGUUGCGCUACUCUCUCAAACCAGAACAACAACGGAUCGUUCAAGGCUUCGUGGAAAGCCUACGCAAGCCAUUUCACGCACGUGCAGUAAAACGCGAUUUCAGACUGUUUGCGUCAAUUCGCUGCUCGACUUUCCCGGAUCCCAGGCCGCAUCGGAGAAGGACCUCCUUCACAUUUCCUUCAAUGUCACGCUGCAGCACUUCUCAAAGGCGCUCUACACUUCGGCUGCAAUUUCCUACGCCACCAUGGAUCCCCGCGUUCGUGCCGCUUACGACGAUUGUCUCGAACUCCUUGACGAUUCUGUUGACGCGCUUGCGCGCUCCCUCAGCACUGUCUCCCUUGGUGCUGUUGGCUCCGCCAGCGAAGAUGUACUCACAUGGCUCAGCGCUGCGCUCACCAACCAGGACACCUGUGCGGAGGGCUUUGCCGACGCCGCCGGUCCGGUGAAGGACCAGAUGAACAACAACCUCAAGGACUUGUCGGAGCUCGUCAGCAAUUGCCUCGCCAUUUUCUCUGCUGCGGCCAACGGCGACGACUUUGCCGGCGUUCCCAUUCAGAACAGGAGACGGUUGAUGACAAUGCGAGCUGAUAAUUUCCCCAGAUGGUUGAAUCGACGAGAUAGAAGAUUACUGACCUUGCCUCUGUCCGCGAUACAAGCCGAUAUUGUGGUUUCCAAGGACGGUAACGGAACCGUUAAGACCAUCGCCGAUGCCAUUAAGAAGGUCCCGGAAUACAGUUCACGCCGCUUCAUUAUCUACGUCAGGGCAGGAAGGUAUGAAGAAGAGAAUUUAAAGUUGGGGAGGAAGAAAACAAAUGUGAUGUUCAUAGGAGAUGGUAAGGGCAAAACCGUCAUCACAGGAGGAAAAAAUUAUUAUAACAACCUCACCACGUUCCACACGGCAUCCUUUGCUGCUAGCGGUUCUGGUUUCAUCGCCAAGGACAUGACAUUCGAAAACUAUGCCGGACCGGAGAAGCACCAAGCUGUGGCUCUCCGUAUCGGAGCAGAUCACGCCGUGGUGUACCGUUGCAACGUUAUCGGAUACCAAGACACCAUGUAUGUCCAUUCUAACCGUCAAUUUUUCCGCGAAUGUGACAUUUAUGGGACUGUCGAUUUCAUAUUCGGCAAUGCCGCCGUGGUCUUCCAGAAUUGUAGUCUUUGGGCCCGCAAGCCCAUGGCACAACAAAAGAACACUAUUACGGCCCAAAAUCGCAAAGACCCAAAUCAGAACACAGGCAUUUCCAUCCACAACUGUCGGAUCCUUGCCGCAUCGGAUCUAGAAGCAUCCAAGGGUAGUUAUCCAACUUAUUUGGGUCGUCCAUGGAAACUUUAUGCUAGAACGGUAUACAUGUUAUCUUACAUAGGAGAUCAUGUGCACCCACGUGGAUGGCUGGAGUGGAAUAUAUCGUCGUUUGCUUUAGACACGUUGUAUUAUGGUGAAUACAUGAAUUUUGGACCGAGUGCAGCUUUGGGACAACGAGUGAAAUGGUCUGGAUACCGGGUCAUCAAUUCCACCGAUGAAGCUUCUAAAUUCACGGUAGCACAAUUCAUAUCAGGCUCCUCGUGGUUACCAUCUACUGGAGUUUCAUUCCUUGCUGGGUUAUCAACUUAAAAUAAUGUUACACGGUUACUGUUUGACACUUUUUAUCAUUGGUCCAAAGUUUAUACUAAAUCAAUUUGCCAAUAUAAUUUUAUAGAUCUUUAUGACUGUACUGAAAUAUAAUAUAGUUUUUAUUUUUUUAACCUGAUGAUAAUAAAGAUCAUAAUGUAAAGAGUGUUUUGAUGUAA
Vigna unguiculata (cowpea) is the source of this 2035-nucleotide messenger RNA. Its product is annotated as putative pectinesterase/pectinesterase inhibitor 61. Gene Ontology annotation, biological process: cell wall modification. Gene Ontology annotation, molecular function: pectinesterase activity; enzyme inhibitor activity. The record is from RefSeq and is a predicted model, not a curated record. Lineage: Eukaryota; Viridiplantae; Streptophyta; Magnoliopsida; Fabales; Fabaceae.